This is a messenger RNA of Phaeodactylum tricornutum CCAP 1055/1, 3348 nucleotides long. RefSeq lists its product with no specific name. The transcript is spliced from 2 exons. Lineage: Eukaryota; Bacillariophyta; Bacillariophyceae; Surirellales; Neidiaceae. The record is from RefSeq and is a predicted model, not a curated record. Bases 1 to 3348 code for a protein of 1115 amino acids.
AUGUCGUUUGGGGGUCAGUUUGAAGACGCCACUGAAGUGGAGCGUCAGCUCCAGGAGGAGUUGCGGAGACGUCAACAAGCGCUCGGGGUUGCCGGAGCCCAGCAAUCUGCGGCCUUUUCCGCCCUGGCUCGUGCUCGUGCUUCGGACUACGCGCACUUGGGGAUAUUAGGAGACUCCGCGACCUCGCAGUUCUACCAGCGUCCCCCUCAUUCUCCUUACGGACAUGCUCCGAAUGCGUACGCCGGUCUACCCCUACAGUAUGGUGCGGAUCAAGGUGCGCAAGGAUCUCUCGCUCGAUUCUACGAAGAGCAACGUCGCCAGCAGCAAGUAGCUCAGCAAGCAGUGCAAGCUAAUUACGCGGCACAGUACGGACAGUCGGGAAUUGCUGAUCCUCGUGCGUAUGCUGCUCCGUACGGAAUGCCGCCUGCGGCAACGGCGCCUUCACCGUACACUCAAGAAAUGUUGAAUUCGCAAGCUGCGCAAACGCAGAGCGCCACGCCCUCUCAGGAUCCGUACCUGCAACAGUACAUUCGCGACCGUGACGCAGCAGUUCAUCCAAGCCAGAUCGUUCCUACGCCCUCCGGAUCCAUGCCGUCGCCGUCGAUUGACGCCUCGACACCCUUGGCCAAGUCUCCACCGACCGUCCCCUCCUCGCGGACACCCACGAAGACUCCGGCCCCGCGCAAACCCCGUUCCACACCCACCAAGUCCAAGAAAAUGUCUGCUUUUAAGGAAAUGAAGGCGUCUCGGCUGAAUCGCGUUAUAGAUGGAUCCAUUAUUAAAGACGCCGAAGGAAACGCCACAUGGUACACGGGAUGUGUGCCAUUGGGCUUGGAAGACGACAAGUACUGGCUAUCAGAGCUUCAAGUUUACUUGAGAGCUAAUUUUGCGGAGGCAUUCGGGGCCACGGAAGAGGACAUUGCCGCUCCAAUGCAUGGGCGCAACAAGCCGAUUGCCUUGGGACAGGUUGGCAUUCGCUGUAUGCAUUGCAAAAGCGACAAUCCUGCUGAGCGCGGACAGCAGGCCACUUCUUAUCCGAGCUUGAUUAGCGGCAUCUACAAUUCGGUCCAGCAAAUGCUGCGACUUCAUCUUGACUGCUGCUUGGCCAUGCCGACGGACGUGCGUCAUAAAAUUGAAGCCCUCAAGGUUUCGUGCAGCAGCCGCGGUGGCCGAAAACAGUACUGGAUCGAUUCAGCCAAGCGUUUGGGAUUGGUCGAUACUCCUCACGGUAUUCACUUUGGCCGCGACCCUCUCGGACCGUUGCCUCCGCUCACCGGUCCCUCGGUAAAUUCCAAAGAAGGCCGGAAGAAGAAGAUGGAAAAAUGCAUUCGUGAACGAGACGAAGCCAAGGUUGCUGCAGGCGAGGAUGUCCCCAAACCAGUUCCACCGGUGGAUACCCGUCCGUUGGUUUUCCCGGAGGACAAACCUCUAAUCUCUGAUUACCUUUACUUGACCCUGGAACAGAUGGCUCCAUGUCUCCUGAUGGAAGCCGACCGUGUUGGAUGCUACAAGACACGGAAAGUUGGAUUUCCGGGAUUAGCUUGUAAGCAUUGUGUUGGCCAAGCUGGUUGCGGUCGCUACUUCCCCGCUUCCGAAGCAUCCUUGUCGCAGACGACUACUUCUCAGACGAUUAUGAACCACGUGCGCAAUUGUCGUCGCUGCCCUAUCGAAAUUCGUGAGAACUUGGAAAUCAUGAAGCGAAACCGCAUGGGAUCUGCGGAUCGCAAGCGCCCAAAUAGUAAGCCCAAGCACGGCGGUCGCAAAGUUUUCUUCCACCGGCUGUGGUGCCGCAUCCAGGAUAUUCCGUUCGAGGUGGGCAAGGCGGAAACCAAGGAAAGCAAAAAGAGGUCUUCGAGUAAAACGGGCUCGGCUCUGAAGAAAAAGAAGAGAAACAGUAAGAGCACGUCAGACUCGGACGAUUCUGAGGAGGAUAAUUCGGAGAGCGAAGAGGAAACUGCCACGGAAAGUGAAGAAAGUUUGGACGAUGAGCAAUCAAAAAAGCCCAAGGCCAAACAAAAGUCGGGACCUUCCACGUCAAGUAAAAAGAAGGCUAUCGCGCCAUGGCAUCACGGCUGCGUUCGUCUCACCAAGUCGGAUGACCCACACUGGCUGUCUGAAAUGGAAUGUUUUGCGCGCAGUGAUCUUGUUGAGAUCUUCAGCCUUAAAAAGAAAGAUUCUCUGGAUGGAUACAGCGGGCGGAAGGAACCAGCGCUAGGACAGAUCGGCAUUCGCUGUAUUUUCUGCAAGAUCCUUGAUCCGUCGGAACGUCCGAACGGCUACAUGUGCUUUCCCGACAGUAUGUCUUCUAUUCCAAACAAGGUGGCAGAUCUGAUUCGUCUCCAUUUUCCCACGUGCCCUUCGAUGCCGGCAGAUCACAAGGAAACAUUCAAAGCAUUCCGAGGCUAUGAUUCAAAGGUUGCUAACGAUGACUCUCAGCAAUAUUGGGUCGACUCGGCCCGUGACAUCGGUGUUUCGAACACCCCGGCCGCAUCCGGACAUGGCGCGUGGGGUGUUACUUUCCGACGUGAUCCUCUCCAGCCCAGUCCUGCUGACGAAUUAGAUCUGGAACUUGCCAACAACGAAUCCGGAUCUUGGGGUAUGAAUUAUCUAGUGAACCCCUCGGAUCGCGGUCUUUGUACGGAUCAAGUGCUUCUGUUGUUGCGACAAGUGCGUCCAUGUCGUUUUAAGAAGAGCGACCGCCGCGCAGGACCGGGAUCUCGGGGUCGCGAUAGAUCAAUGGGUUUCCCUGGUCUCGCCUGUAUGCAUUGCGCGAACAAGAAUACACUUGGUCGGUACUUUCCGGUUACCUCGAAGAAUCUGACCGACAAUACAGUGAACUCGUUGCAGUCCCAUGCAUCAUCUUGCUCCAGGUGUCCCGAACCGAUCAAGGCCUCGCUCGCAUAUUUAAGCCACCGCAGCAUUCUUCAAAAAGCUGAACUGAGCGGAAGCUGGAAGCGAACCUACUUCAAGAAGGUUUGGGAGCGCCUUCACGUUGACCGUGCCUGGACCCCGAUCGAUGAUGAACUGGAUGAUGAUGAAGACGACGAGUCUUCCGUCGAGGAGCAAGAGGAGAAUGAUCAGGAUAGUAGCGAGGACGAAGAAAACGAAGACGGCGACGAAGGAAGCGCGAGUGAAAAGGAAGAAAGUGGUGGUCAAAUGAGUGCUUUGAUCCAAGCUGCAGCUAUUUGGUUAACGGAGCAGGACCAGACAACCGAUUCAUCAAAAUUGCGUGCCACGAAAGGCCGUACCCUUCCAGGAAAGAGAUCCGGUGGUCCUUCAUCCUCCGGAUCAAAAGGCGGUCGCGGAGCGACUAGCUUGCCGACGAAAAGACGCAGGGUCCAUUCGUAA